AUGGACAAUGGAAGAUUUGGCCCUGUAGUGUCGUCUUGUCCUUCAUCUGCUCCAACACUGAUGAACUGGAGAGACGCUCAGAGUUACUGCAGACAGAAUCACAUUGAUCUGGUCAGUGUGAGGAACCAGAAUGAGAAUCAACAGCUGGAGAAGUUCAUUAAUGACAGAAGCUUAUCUGGAUCUGCAGUCUGGAUCGAUAAACUGAUUGUGAUCCAGCAGAAUCUGUCGUGGUCUGAAGCUCUGAGAUACUGCAGACAGAAUCAUGUGGAUCUGGUCUCGGUUCAGUCAGUGGAGAUGCAGCGUCGUGUGAUGAACGUGGUUAAACUGGCAACUACUGAGGCGGUGUGGUUGGGUUUACACAACUUCUGCAGCAUGAACAUGUGGCUCUGGGUCAGUGGAGACAUGGUGUGCUAUCAGAACUGGGCUCCAGGGAACGGCAGCACACCGGAAAACUGCAAACUGGAGAACAGAAAAGGAGCAGUUCAGUCUGGAGGAGAUCAGACCUGGAUCAGCCUUCCUGAAUCUCACAGACUCAACUUCAUCUGCACUAACUAGAUGAGAAAAGACAGAAGAUUGUUGGUGUGUUUACUCAUGUUGACGGUUUCUUUACUUUUAAUCUAGGUUUUAUUCUUUAAAAGGUUUUGAGUAAAUCUGUUUGUGAUUAAAAAGUCAAAAGUA
Molecule: messenger RNA, 678 nt
Organism: Danio aesculapii
Lineage: Eukaryota; Metazoa; Chordata; Actinopteri; Cypriniformes; Danionidae
Product: lithostathine-1-alpha-like
Exons: 3
Coding region: 1-555 (184 amino acids)
Source: RefSeq, a predicted model, not a curated record